This is a messenger RNA of Eucalyptus grandis, 1514 nucleotides long. RefSeq lists its product as uncharacterized. The record is from RefSeq and is a predicted model, not a curated record. The coding region runs from base 46 to 1005 and encodes 319 amino acids. The transcript is spliced from 2 exons. Lineage: Eukaryota; Viridiplantae; Streptophyta; Magnoliopsida; Myrtales; Myrtaceae.
GAAGCGACAUCGGCAGCGAGGCCAAUCUCAUCUUCAUUUCAAGAUAUGGCCAAGGUAUUGCCCAUCAAGUUCAAGAGGGUAGCCAUGGCGUUCGACGAAGCGGCUCGGCUCUGCGAGAGCAGCGGGAGCGAGCAUUCGGUGUCGUCGGAGAGCUUUCCCGAUCUCUCUGAUCUCGUGACGUCGUUCAUGGAGAAGGAAGGAAGGGUUGAAGCCGAAGAGGACAAUGAUGAUGAGAAGCUGAGCAAGGAGGAGUGUGAGGGCAACGACUUCGAUGAUUGCUGGUCCGAUUCUGAUGAGUCAUCGACGAGGGAGACGUUGGAGGAUAUUUUCGUGAGGGAUUACAAUGGUGACGAAGUGAAGGUGAAGAUUGGAGCUGAAGUUGAGCUCGCUUGCGAGUUCAUCGGGAGGGGUCGAGUGAAUAUGUCGUCGCAUGAUUUUAAGCGACGAUUGAUGGCUCGUCUUCGCGACAGAGGCUUUGACGCCGGUCUCUGCAAAUCUAGAUGGGAGAAGACCAGCCGAUUACUGGCCGGAGAUUACCAAUACAUCGACGUUAAUGUGAAUGAUACUCGCUACAUCGCUGAGGUCUCCUUAGCAGGACAAUUUGAAAUUGCUCGCCCGACAGAUCGCAUCACUUCAUUGCUCAAAAUAUUUCCGGCUAUAUUUGUCGGUCGGCCCGAGGAGUUGAAGCAAGUGGUGAGGAUAAUGAGCACAGCGAUAAGGCAGUCCUUAAAGAAGAGGGACUUGCUUGUGCCUCCAUGGAGGAAGAAUAGCUACAUGCAAAACAAAUGGUUCAGCUCCUACAAGCGAACCACUAACAGGGUUUCAGAAGCCAGCAGCAUGGCCAAACCUCAGGACAGACAGAUUACAAAACAUCUCAUCGGAUUCAAGGUCUCUAGAGUAAAGGAUUGUUUCUGCCGUGAGGAUUUCGCGAGGAAGGCUAGGUCGAGAAUGACUGGGAAUUUAACCGCGGUCUUCGACGGCCACGAUACCAGCUUGCAUCUCUAGUUUGAGUCGCAGGAUAAGUCAAGGCUUGCUUCGUCAGAUGUUCGAAGUUUCUCUCCAUUUAUAUAAUUGUUUAUAGGGUGAGAUUUUUCGUCACUCCUUACUUCUCAAGAUCUCCUCCGGAUUAGAAGUGGAGCUUGAUCGGGUUGCAGGAGGGUGGACCUUUGUUGUUUCAAGAACUUCAAUUGGAAUCCUAAGAAAAAGGAGUCGACACCCUAUGUCUGUAAUUUGAACCUUCGUGCCGAUGGGUCGACCUGUUCUAUUUCAAGAAGCCAAUCUCGGACCCUUGAAGCAUAGUGAGUCGACCUCGACAACGACGAGAUCAACCUCUUCUGCUAAGGGCUCCAUUUGGAGUUCUUGACGCAAAAACGAGUCGAUCUUCUCAGAAACGCAUCAGUCCCCACUUGAACGAGGGAGAGAGAGGAAGGAGAAGAGAGAGACAUGUUUUUGUAAAUGUAUAUAUUCAUCAGGAUAGUCUGUGGCCAUGCAUAAUGCAAUGUACUGCUAAAAGA